Messenger RNA from Mus musculus (house mouse), 4082 nucleotides. RefSeq names its product phospholipase C, delta 3 (gene Plcd3). Gene Ontology annotation, cellular component: cytoplasm; cytoplasmic side of plasma membrane; plasma membrane. Gene Ontology annotation, molecular function: phosphatidylinositol-4,5-bisphosphate phospholipase C activity; phosphoric diester hydrolase activity. The transcript has 15 exons. The record is from RefSeq and is a predicted model, not a curated record. NCBI's taxonomy places the organism in Eukaryota, Metazoa, Chordata, Mammalia, Rodentia, Muridae. Gene Ontology annotation, biological process: signal transduction; intracellular signal transduction; lipid metabolic process. Bases 123 to 2477 code for a protein of 784 amino acids.
UCCUCCUCCUGACUCCUAGGGCGCCGCUAAGUUUCUUAGCUCCGGACCGCGCCGCGGGCUGUGUUCCCGUUGCCCGGUUCUCACGCACAGAUCCCGGGCCUGGCCCUGGGCCCUUCGAGACCAUGCUGUGCGGUGGCUGGAAAAGGAGUCGCCGCUCGCCGGAGGAAUCCCGGGUGUCCGCCCAGGUCGCAGCGCCCCUCGCGUUCCCGCCCUCGCCCGCGUCGUCGGACAGCAGCACCAAAAGGCCUGGGCUACGGGCACUGAAGAAGAUGGGCCUGACGGAGGAUGAGGAUGUCCAAGCCAUGCUGCGGGGCUCCCGACUCCUCAAGAUCCGCUCACGCACGUGGCACAAGGAGCGGCUGUACCGGCUGCAGGAGGACGGCCUGAGCGUGUGGUUUCAGCGGCGCAUCCCUCGCGCAGCUUCUAAGCACAUAUUCUUCGUGCAGCACAUCGAGGCUGUCCGGGAGGGUCAUCAGUCGGAGGGCCUGCGGCGCUUCGGGGGCGCCUUCGCGCCAGCGUGCUGCCUCACCAUCGCCUUCAAGGGCCGCCGCAAGAACCUGGACCUGGCAGCGCCCACUGCGGAGGAGGCACAGCGCUGGGUGCGAGGACUGGCCAAGCUGCGGGCGCGCCUGGAUGCCAUGAGCCAGCGGGAGCGCCUAGACCAUUGGAUCCAUUCCUAUCUGCACCGGGCCGACUCCGACCAAGACAGUAAGAUGAGCUUCAAGGAGAUCAAGAGCCUGCUGAGGAUGGUGAACGUGGACAUGAACGACAUGUACGCUUACCGCCUCUUCAAGGAGUGUGACCAUUCCAACAACGAGCGUCUAGAGGGGGCCGAGAUAGAGGCGUUCCUGCGGAGGCUGCUAAAGCGGCCUGAGCUGGAGGAGAUCUUCCGCCGGUACUCCGGUGAGGACCGGGUGCUGAGUGCCUCUGAGCUGCUGGAGUUCCUGGAAGACCAGGGCGAGGAUGGUGCCACCCUGGCCUGUGCCCAGCAGCUUAUCCAGACUUAUGAGCUCAAUGAGACAGCCAAGCAGCACGAACUGAUGACGCUGGAUGGCUUCAUGAUGUAUCUGUUGUCGCCUGAGGGGGCCGCCCUGAACGUGGCCCACACGUGUGUGUUCCAGGACAUGGGUCAGCCCCUCGCCCACUACUUUAUCUCGUCCUCUCACAAUACCUACCUGACGGACUCUCAGAUCGGAGGGACCAGCAGCACAGAGGCUUAUAUUAGGGCCUUUGCCCAGGGAUGCCGCUGUGUGGAACUUGACUGCUGGGAGGGGCCGGGAGGGGAACCUGUCAUCUACCAUGGCCACACGCUCACCUCCAAGAUCCUCUUUCGAGAUGUGAUCCAGGCUGUGCGUGACCACGCUUUCACGUCGUCCCCAUAUCCUGUAAUCCUAUCCCUCGAGAACCACUGCGGGCUGGAACAGCAGGCUGUCAUGGCUCGCCACCUUCGAAGCAUCCUGGGAGACAUGCUGGUGACACAGGCCCUGGACUCCCAGAACCCCGAGGAGCUGCCAUCUCCUGAGCUCAAGGGCCGGAUCUUGGUGAAGGGGAAGAAGCUGCCAGCUGCUCGGAGUGAGGAUGGUCGAAUUCUGUCAGACAGGGAGGAGGAAGAGGAGGAGGAAGAGGAGGCGGAAGAGGCCUUGGAAGCUGCAGAGCAGAGGAGUCGAGCCAAGCAGAUCUCCCCAGAGCUCUCAGCGCUGGCUGUGUAUUGCUGUGCUACCCGCCUGCGGACCCUGGAUCCCAGUCCUGGCCCGCCUCAGUCUUGCACGGUUGGCUCCCUCAGCGAGCGCAAGGCCAGGAAGUUCACCAGGGAGGCAGGGACCAGCUUUGUCAGGCACAACACUCAGCAACUGACCCGAGUGUACCCACUGGGGCUGCGGAUGAACUCAGCCAACUAUAACCCCCAGGAGAUGUGGAACUCCGGCUGUCAGCUGGUGGCUCUGAACUUUCAGACUCCUGGUUAUGAGAUGGACCUCAACACAGGGCGCUUCCUCAUAAACGGGCAAUGUGGCUACGUCCUCAAACCUGCUUACCUCAGGCAACUCAACACCACCUUUGACCCUGAGUGCCCUGGACCCCCCAGAACUACUCUGGCAAUCCAGGUGUUAACGGCCCAGCAGCUACCCAAGCUGAACGCAGAGAAGCCCAGCUCCAUUGUGGAUCCUCUGGUGCGCGUGGAGAUCCACGGGGUGCCCGAAGACUGUGCCCAGAAGGAGACAGACUACGUCCUCAACAAUGGCUUCAACCCCUGCUGGGAGCAGACUCUGCAGUUCCGACUGCGGGCCCCAGAGCUGGUGCUGGUCAGGUUUGUGGUAGAAGAUUAUGACACCACCUCUCCCAAUGAUUUUGUGGGCCAGUCUACACUGCCUCUCAGCAGCCUGAAGCAAGGGUACCGCCACAUCCACCUGCUGUCCAAGGAUGGAGCCUCGCUCGCUCCAGCCACGCUCUUCGUGCACAUCCGCAUUCAGAACUCUUGAGGGCGUCACUGACUUAACCCUAACAUCAGCAGGGCUGGCGUCGUGGCACGGAGCCCUCUCUGGAGCACAAGACCAUGGGAGUCCCAGCCCCUCACACCAGGUCCCUGUCUGGGUCACCAGGUGCUGUGCACACCUGGGUGCUAGGAGCUGUUUGGUUGCUCAGUGAGAGAGAGGACCAUGAUUGGUGUCCUGACCAGUGGAUUUCAGGGGCCUCCAACCUUGGGGCUCUGAGGUGGUCUCAGAUUCCCUGGUCAACUUGAGGAGCAGGACACGUGUCCUUCUGCCCUCCAGCGGGGCCAUCGUAACCUUCAUCCCUGAGAAGGGCACAGCCACCUUCACUGCCUCCUUUCAGGGUGAGCAGAACCCCAGAGCCUCCUUCCCCUUAGAAGGGACUUUUCUGGCUUCUCCUUCCCUUUCUGUCUCAGGCAGGUGGGGAGCAGCUGAGCCCUGGGAGAAACCUGGCAGUAGGUUUGUAACUUGUGUUAUAGAAGAGCCCAAGAGGGCAGAAGAGUAACUAUUUAAAAAAAAAAAGUAAAGAAAAAGUGUACCUUUCCACUUUAUUCCCCAGGCCCAUGGGGAGAGGGACAGGCUAGAGUGGGGGCCUCAGGCCUCUCCUCCCAGUGGGACACACACACACACACAGAGCCUUAAAUGGAGAGGAGAAGGCCCAGCCAAGGUACAUUCCAAAGGCAGGGCCUAGCAAAAUAGCAGGGUAUGGCCACCAUGACAGAGUGGCAAACACCAGCUGAUAGGAUCUGAGCAAGUCCUACCUGUCAGGAUUUAAUGGGCCUCCAACAGCAUUGAUGGGACUGUCAGGCUGUGAACAUUUUAGGUUCCACAGGACAACAGUACUAGCAAUGGGCAAGGGCAAAGCCAUUUUCCCACAGGGUGUCUUGGGGUUGGGUAUGCACUGGCUCUAAGCCACCCCAACCCCCAAGCCAGGGAGUGCUGGCUUCUUCCUGCUUUCUGGUCUUAGGGAGAGGCCUUUGCUUCUCUGAUGGAUUUGUGUGUUUAAAAAAAUGAUCAGGAUCUGUAGCAAAGGACAGGCAAAGCAGGCAGACUGCGGCCCCCGGGUUGGACAACAUGAGCCAAGUCCAGUUGGGGUGUGCUAGCUAUACAAGAUUGGAAGGGGGCUGGGAAGAUGGUGCGAUAGGAGUACUGACUGCUCUUCUGAAGAUACUGAGUUCAAAUCCCAGCAACCACAUGGUGGCUCACAACCACCCAUAAUGAGAUCUGACUCCCUCUUCUGGUGUCUGAAGACAGCUACAGUGUACUUUACAUAUAACAAUAAAUCAGCUUAAAGAAAGAAAAAAAGAUUGGAAGGACUGGGAUGGGUAAUCUCCAGAGGAAGACAGUAAGACAUAAAUGCAGGUGACAGGGCCUGCUCACCUGUCAUGUUAGAAAGCUCCCUGAAGAGCCUUUGCCACGCAGGGCAGGCUUGAGUCCCGAGGUCAAUCCACAGUCCUGCAGCAUGCAUGCCUCAGCUGUGCCCGGUGGGAGAGGCCCUUAACCUCUCUAUUUAGGAGGCUCAAACAAGGCCAGCUGAGUUUCAGGGCCAGCCUUGGAAACCUAGUGAGACUAUCUCAAAUAAAAAGUAUAUCGGCA